AUGGAGGGCGGAAAUAUCCUCUUCCUGACCAACAGCGAACAUGGCCAAGCUUCAGUGACCUUAGCAGUUGCGCAUGAGCUCCUGGUCCGGUCCAAGUUCGCCGUCCACAUCGCUUCUUUCGAAGCCCUCGCCCCCGAAGUAAGCAAGUUGAACAAGACCACCACAUCCUUGGGAUCUACUACGCGUACCGCACAGUUCCAUGGCAUACCUGGUCGCUCCAUGCUGGAGUGCGUGCGGAGUCGACUAAGCUGUUCUUUUGAUGACCUGCAAAUCGGAUUCAGCGGAGCCCUGAACGUGCUGAGCCUUCUUCCUCGAAUGGUCACUCCCUGGGAUGGCGCCGAGUAUAUAGCGAUAUACCAUGGCUUCGUCGAUAUUAUCGAAGAGCUGCGACCUGUCCUCGUCGUCUUGGACCCGUUGCUUCCCCAUGCGAGAGACGCAUGUCGCAUGACGCGACAAGAACGGGUUGUUCUGCUUAGCCCGAACACAGCCAAGGAUCUCGUGGUACAGCCGCGACUGGAAAACCUGUGGAAGUAUCCUAUGGCAUGUAGCGGAUAUCCCUUCCCCUUACCAUGGCGGUUGAUCCUUCCCAACGCUUACCUCGCAUUCCGAGCAGCGUGGUGUAUGCGAUCUGACGAGAACAUCCGGGAGAUAAUGAAGUGCCGCAAGGAAAAUGGUCUGGAGGGUGAGAUGCCCCAGUUCAUCAUGGCACAGGACGACCCUAUCCCGGUCUUGAUCCCGACUACACCGGAGAUGGACUUUCCCGUAUCUGUGCCUGAAAGCUUCACGGCGUGCGGACCGAUUCUUCGUCCGUGGACCCCUGUUGCUGACGCCCACCCGGAGCUGAAUGCCUGGUUGUCCAAGCGGCCCACCGUGGUGGUGAAUUUAGGGUCCAUCUUCCGCUACAGCAGCGCUCUUGAGAGACAGUUCGCCGAGGGGAUUCGCAUGUUGCUGGACAAAAGGCCGGAUAUCCAGAUUCUGUGGAAGUUACCGCGGGACCAGAACAUGGAUCACGACGGGAGUUCCCUGGACGGCAUUUCUGAUGCAGUUGCGGAGGGAAGGGUGCGGAUCGAGAAGUGGUUCCCCGUCGAGCCCAUCAGUAUCCUUCUGCACGAGAAAGUGCAGUGUUCCGUCCACCAUGGUGGAGCGAAUUCCUUUUACGAAGCUAUCCGGUAA
Molecule: messenger RNA, 1173 nt
Organism: Aspergillus terreus NIH2624
Lineage: Eukaryota; Fungi; Ascomycota; Eurotiomycetes; Eurotiales; Aspergillaceae
Product: glycosyltransferase family 1 protein
Exons: 2
Coding region: 1-1173 (390 amino acids)
Source: RefSeq, a predicted model, not a curated record